AUGGCUACCCAGGAGAGCGAGAAAGCUCCAGUCAGCCCAGUCACUCAAGACAAAAAUGAACUCGAAUCAGGGAGUGUCCAGCCAAAUAAGUCAGAGGCAGAGUCACUACUGGGAACUUGGGACGGAGACAGCGAUUCAGGACAUCCAUAUAACUGGUCUCACCCGCGCAAAUGGGCCAUCACUCUAUUACUCUCGGGCGGCGGCCUGGUCACUCUCAUGUCAGGCGCCAUGCUCGCCCCAGCUCUCGAGACAAUCUCCCACGAUCUGCACACCGACGCGGAGGAAACACAGAUCUUCCUGUCAAUCUUCGUUCUCGCAUUCGCCUUUGGUCCCAUGGUUCUCUCCCCUCUAGCUGAAGUCUUCGGACGGCGUCCAACGUGGAUGGCUUCCAGCUGCUUCUAUAUCCUUUGGAACACUGUUGCGGGGUUCAGUAAGUCAAGCGGUCUGUUGAUUGCAAGCCGUCUCCUCUCGGGUCUUGGGGCAAGCGCUGAGUUUGCUGUGACAAACCCGGUUCUAUCGGAUAUGUGGCGGGCGGAAGAGAGAGGCACUUCAUUUGCUAUCUCUACCUUUAUCCCGCUCUUGGGUCCGGCGCUUGGGCCUAUCAUCGGCGGUGCGGUCACUCAGACCGUGGGCUGGCGCUGGACCUUCUGGGUGCUCUCCAUCUUCGAUGGUAUCUUGGUCGUCACCGCUCUCCUCGUGUUCGACGAGACCUAUGAGGUUGUUCUGCUGGAGAGGAGAGCUGCCCGUUUGCGCAAGGAGACCGGCAGGGCUUACUUCACAGAACAUAUGACUUCUUCAGAACGAAGUCUUCGUCCAGUUCUGCUCAGGGCACUCAGUCGGCCAUUCCGCCUCCUCUUCACGCAGCCCAUACUCCAAGUCAUUGCGAUAUUCCUGGCUUAUAAUUUUGGAAUCCUGUACAUCGUUCUCUCCACGUUUGCGACUCUGUGGAUUGAGCGAUACGGCCAGUCAGAAUGGGAGAGCGGCUUGCAUUACUUCGCCCUAGUCAUAGGUUACACAGUGGCAGCACAGGGCGGCGCUAUCAUCAUGGACAAGCUUUGGGGAUAUCUCAAGAAGAAAGCUGGCGACGACACGGCACCUGAGUAUCGCGUUCCCCUAAUGCUACCUGGAGCCAUCCUGAUCCCUCUCGGUCUGUUUCUCUAUGGCUGGUCAGCAGACAGGCAUACUGCUUGGAUAGUCCCAGACAUCGGCAUCGGCAUCUUUGGUUGUGGUAUCAUUCUCAAUACACAGGCUCUACAAGCAUAUGUUAUGGACGCUUUCCGUAAGUAUGUCGCCUCCGCAAGUGCUGCCUCGCAGUUCCUUCGGAGCAUUGCAGGGUUUGCCUUUCCCAUUUUUGCCCCGGCAAUGUAUCGGAAACUUGACUAUGGAUGGGGAAAUAGCCUGCUUGCCUUGGUGUUCAUCAUCCUGGGCUGGCCGGCCCCGUUCCUGUUGUGGAGGUACGGUGCGACUCUUCGAGCCAAAGGCACGCCGCAAUGGUAG
Molecule: messenger RNA, 1497 nt
Organism: Fusarium musae
Lineage: Eukaryota; Fungi; Ascomycota; Sordariomycetes; Hypocreales; Nectriaceae
Exons: 2
Coding region: 1-1497 (498 amino acids)
Biological process (GO): transmembrane transport
Cellular component (GO): membrane
Molecular function (GO): transmembrane transporter activity
Source: RefSeq, a predicted model, not a curated record